AGAUGUUUCAAUGAUGAAACAUAAUUGAAAAAAAAAAAUUGUUUGCAUCCGACUGAACCUCCUUUCCCAAACUUUUUCUAACCUUUUUCACUCUAUAACAUUUUUCUUAACAUGUGUCCUGACACACAGAUACCCAAUGCCGCACAGUCUACACCAACGACAGUAUCACCAGACACACUGACCGUACCAGAUGAACCCAUUCAGUUAUCACGAAGGACAACACUAUCUUCUGUCUCGGAACAGGAGUAUCCAAACUCUGUACCCAGCAGUCUUCCAAAUGCAAUCACUCCGUCAGAUUAUGAUGACAGUAUCGAACAGAUUCGCACAAAUACAUUAAGUCGACGUAGCUCUCUGUCGUCUGGAUUAGCAACGCCAGUCCCUCUUACCCACCGAACGUCUCGUAUCUCUAUAGCUUCCAAUGCUCCAUCACAAUCAAGGUGGCGCUCACAUACUCCUCGCAAUUCCAUUUUCACCAUGUCGAGUCUUCUCUCUCGACCCCCGAGCUAUAAACGAUUCGAUCCCAUUGAGAGCGACCCGCACGGUGAACAUGGUGAAGACGAAGGCCAUCAUCUAGGUGGUUGGAAAGGGCUACAGACGCAAUUCCAUGGAGUGUACUUUGCGUUUUGGUUGGUAGUGCUUGCCUUUGUAGGCGCUGUCGCUGUCAUUGUCCCAUCGUUGCCUCCAGUUGCUUUGUUGCUAUGGAUACCGCUGAUUGUGUACCUAGGGUUUGCGAUUUACUUCUUCCGCAAACGAAGACAGGAGAGAGCAGCCAUGGAAGCGGCAGCACCAGAGAGAGAAAGACGAGAAUCAAGAGUACGUGAGCUUCUCCACGCCAUGCGUCUACCCGACAGCUACUUUUUCCUCAUCGACAACCAAAAAGAACAUCGGCAUCCAGUUGUCACCCUUUUGCCACCACCACCUACCUACGUCAAUGAUAAUAACACUAAUGUACCGCAGCCAACCAUCAACGAAAUUCCCCCAAGCCCUCCUUCGUUUUACCCCAACACCACUCAAGAAGAUGAAGAUUAUGUUCGUAUCAAUCUGCAAGGGUUGAUCGACGCUGAACAUCGUGAUGAGCAAAGGCGAAAUCCAGUAUAAACACACAGAAAAAAUUGGUCCACCAGUGUGGAAGCCGACCUGCUUCUUUUUUUUUUGGGUUAUUAUAUUGCUACAAGAAACUAUUCUUUUACUCUA
Messenger RNA from Umbelopsis ramanniana AG, 1194 nucleotides. RefSeq lists its product as uncharacterized. The transcript has a single exon. The record is from RefSeq and is a predicted model, not a curated record. NCBI's taxonomy places the organism in Eukaryota, Fungi, Mucoromycota, Umbelopsidomycetes, Umbelopsidales, Umbelopsidaceae. The coding region runs from base 112 to 1098 and encodes 328 amino acids.